AUGUUCAGGCCAUCGUCGUCUACUGCCCGAAUAUCGCGGCCGUUCCGCGUCAAACUUCGUCGUUCUUUCGCGACCGUCCAGGACACCCCCGUCCGCCGCUAUGGUGGCUUGAAAGACCAGGAUCGCAUUUUCACCAAUGUCUAUAGCAGACAUGACCAUGGUUUGAAGGGAGCUCAGUCGCGCGGUGACUGGCAUCGAACAAAGGAUAUUCUUGCUAAGGGCGAUGCUUGGAUAAUACAAACCAUCAAGGACUCGGGUCUGCGCGGUCGGGGCGGUGCUGGUUUCCCAAGUGGUCUGAAGUGGAGCUUUAUGAACAAGCCUGGAUGGGAGAAGGAUCCUAGACCCCGCUACCUAGUCGUCAACGCCGACGAAGGUGAACCCGGGACGUGCAAGGAUCGCGAGAUCCUUCGCGGUGACCCUCACAAACUCGUCGAGGGCUGCCUCGUUGCAGGACGCGCGAUGAAUGCGACGGCCGCGUACAUCUACAUCCGUGGCGAGUUCUACCAGGAGGCCUCGCACCUGCAACAGGCGAUCACGGAAGCAUACAAGGCCGGUUUUCUCGGGAAGGACGCGUGCGGCUCCGGCUACUCCUUCGACGUAUACCUCCACCGUGGCGCUGGCGCGUAUAUCUGCGGUGAGGAGACCGCCCUCAUCGAGAGCCUCGAAGGUAAGCAGGGCAAGCCACGCCUUAAGCCACCCUUUCCCGCGGACGUCGGCCUCUUCGGCUGUCCGUCGACCGUCGCGAACGUCGAGACUGUCUCCGUCGCCCCUACAAUCUGCAGGCGUGGCGCGAGCUGGUUCGCGGGUUUCGGCCGCGCGCGGAACCAGGGUACAAAGGUGUUCUGCAUCAGCGGACACGUGAAUAACCCAUGUGUCGUCGAGGAAGAGAUGAGCAUUCCGCUGAAGGAUUUGAUUGAGAAGCACUGCGGCGGCGUGCGGGGCGGUUGGGAUAACCUACUCGGUAUUGUUCCCGGUGGAAGCUCCGUCCCCGUUUUGCCGAUCAAGAAGUGCGAGGAAGUCUUGAUGGAUUACGACUCGCUUAAGGAUGCGCAGUCCGGACUCGGCACUGGCGCCGUCAUCGUCAUGGACAAGAGCACCGACAUUGUCUCUGCCAUCGCGCGUUUCGCCCACUUCUACAAGCACGAGUCGUGUGGCCAGUGCACACCCUGCCGCGAGGGCACAACAUGGAUGAUGAAUAUGAUGGACCGCCUCGUCGAGGGGAGAGGGCAUCAGCGCGAGAUUGACAUGCUCCUCGAGAUCAGCAAACAAAUCGAAGGACGCACGAUCUGCGCGCUCGGUGACGCGGCCGCUUGGCCCAUCCAAGGCCUCAUGCGCCACUUCCGCCCCGAGGUCGAGGCACGCAUCACCAAGUUCCGCGCAGAGCACGGGACGGUCCUCUUCGGUGGGCGCCUGAAGAGCACGACGGAUCCGACACUCGCUCUUCCCGAUAACUUGGGCGCGAACUUACCUGAGGUACCCCCGCCGUCGGCCUGA
Messenger RNA from Sparassis crispa, 1494 nucleotides. RefSeq names its product NADH-ubiquinone oxidoreductase 51 kDa subunit, mitochondrial. Bases 1 to 1494 code for a protein of 497 amino acids. NCBI's taxonomy places the organism in Eukaryota, Fungi, Basidiomycota, Agaricomycetes, Polyporales, Sparassidaceae. Gene Ontology annotation, molecular function: NAD binding; FMN binding; NADH dehydrogenase (ubiquinone) activity. The record is from RefSeq and is a predicted model, not a curated record. The transcript has 7 exons.